CCCCGCCCCUUCCCCACCUCGAUCCCGCCCACGUCCCGGCGUGCUGCGCGGCGGGAAGAUGGCGGCCGCCAUGAAGGCGGGCUUGGGCCGGCUGGGCCUGCGGACUGCGUCCGUGCUCCGUCCUGCCGGAGCGGCUCCAGCCUGUCUUGUUGUCCCAGUGAGAACAAAGAAGAGGUUUUCUGUCCCCGAAUGGGCCAGAGAGCUGUCCCCUGAAGAGAAGGAGAAGAGACUCAAGUCUUCAGGGGCAGUGUUUCCCGAUCAACGUAUAGAACGGACUUUCUACUUGGCUUGCACAGCUGAUAUUAUAGACCCUUACGUCCCUCCUGAGGGCGAUGCCCGCUUGACUUCCCUAUCCAAAGAUGGGCUGAAGCAAAAGAUGGAGAAGCUGAAGCAGACUGCCGCCUCCCAACUAGCUCUGCGAAAGGUAAAAGAUCACGAUCCGGAUUUCAGCACUAAAACCUUCCCAGAGAAGGCGCAGGAGAUAUUUAUUGAAGCUCACAAUUGCCUGGCAAAUUUUAACAAGCAGAAACUUCACUCCCUGGUGACAGAGCGCUGCUACCCAGAGAUGGUCCGUGGGAACAGGUACAAGACCAUCCGGUGGAGUUUCGUGGAGUCGCUGGAGCCUCCAAGAGUGGUUCAUGUUCGAUGCGACAGCAUUAUGAAUCGAGGCAACCUGUACGGCCAGGUGACAGUGCGCAUGCACACGCGACAGAUUCUGGCAAUCUAUGACCGCUUUGGGCGGCUGAUGUAUGGCGGGGAGCAGGUGCCCAAGGACGUUUUGGAGUACGUCGUAUUUGAGAGGUACUUGGUGAACCCAUAUGGCACGUGGAGGAUGCACGGCAAGAUCGUUCCAGAGUGGGCUCCACCGAAGGACCCCAUUGUUAAGACCGUGAUGAUUCCUGGCCCAACCUUGGAUCCCUCACAGGAGUACGAAGAAACAAAGUAGGAAGUUCCAGAGCCUGUACAGACAGCAGUGCGAAUAACCCUGGAGGGAGGAAGUGGAGAAUGUCUGUGGAAGAUAUGGCCGUGCCUUUCCAGUGAGCAGUCAACAAAGCAGCUUCACAAACGGACUCUGGUCACUAAGAACUUGUCUUUAAAGGAGCAAGAGGGGACUGGGAGGAGGAUUCUGAUGCGCUCUAAGAAGAGCUUUACUCUGUCCAAGUAGACUUAAUGUGCUGCAGUUUAGCGCUCUCUGUGUUUCUGUGAAGAUGAGAAGUCUGUUCUCUUCAGGACUGCUCCCUAGGCUAACCUCUGUCCUGAACUUGCAUCGUGAGAGCCCUUGGCAGCAGAAGUCUGUCCAGAUGUGGGAUAUUUGGGAAAUAUCAUAGACCUGGUGGGCUUUCAUUAAAACUUGCAGCAAUAGACGUUGACCUUUUCUUUUCCCAUCCUCUCUCCCUCUCUGUACUGAUUCCCAGGCUUCUUUUUUUUAACAGAAAACAGGGAAGAGCGGCAAGCACACUUCAAAACAGAUUCUGCUGGGUGGGUGCUGCAGGUGGACUCCUGAGUGGGAGCCUGUUAGUGGCCAAGCUUCCCAAAGGGGCUGCAGCGCAGCGCUGGUAAUUUAAUAAAAUUUUUUGACUCCUAAGGUCAGC
This is a messenger RNA of Grus americana (Whooping crane), 1592 nucleotides long. It is a transcript of the gene MRPL45, whose product is annotated as mitochondrial ribosomal protein L45. Bases 59 to 946 code for a protein of 295 amino acids. The record is from RefSeq and is a predicted model, not a curated record. Lineage: Eukaryota; Metazoa; Chordata; Aves; Gruiformes; Gruidae. The transcript is spliced from 8 exons. Gene Ontology annotation, cellular component: mitochondrion.